AGGCCGAGUCGGCGCUGAGCGAACCGUGGGGGGGGGGGAGGGACGCGCGAAAAGGCGGCGGCGACCCCCGCGAGUCGCGACAUUAUCGCGACACUAUCGCGACAUCGUCGCCAUUCCCCGGCCGGCAGGGCGCGCCUGGGCCGCUCCGCGAGCCUCCGCAGGCGCCCCCCGAGGGGAUGCCGAGAGCCCCCCAAAAUGGCUGACAAGAGGAAGCUGCAAGGUGAGAUUGACAGGUGCCUCAAGAAGGUCUCGGAGGGCGUGGAGCAGUUCGAGGACAUCUGGCAGAAGCUCCACAACGCCGCCAACGCCAACCAGAAGGAGAAAUACGAGGCCGACCUGAAAAAGGAGAUCAAGAAGCUGCAGCGGCUGCGGGACCAGAUCAAGACAUGGGUGGCCUCCAACGAGAUCAAGGACAAGCGGCAGCUGAUCGACAACCGCAAACUCAUCGAGACGCAAAUGGAGAGGUUCAAGGUGGUGGAGAGGGAGACGAAGACCAAAGCCUACAGCAAGGAGGGGCUGGGGCUGGCCCAGAAGGUCGACCCCGCGCAGAAGGAGAAGGAGGAGGUCGGGCAGUGGCUGACGAACACGAUCGACACCCUGAACAUGCAGGUGGAUCAGUUCGAGAGCGAGGUGGAGUCGCUGUCGGUGCAGACCCGCAAGAAAAAGGGGGACAAGGAUAAGCAGGACCGUAUCGAGGCCCUGAAGCGGCAGGUGGAGCGGCACCGUUUCCACGUGCGGAUGCUGGAGACGCUGCUGCGGAUGCUGGACAACGACUCGAUCCCGGUGGAUCCGGUGAGGAAGCUGAAGGACGAUGUGGAAUAUUACGUGGAUUCCUGCCAGGAGCCCGACUUCGAGGAGAACGAGUUCCUCUACGACGACCUCGACCUCGACGACAUCCCGCAGGCUCUGGUGGCCACGUCCCCCCCCAGCCAUUCCCAGAUGGAAGAUGAGAUUUUCAACCAGAGCAGCAGCACCCCGACCUCCACCACAUCCAGCUCCCCAAUCCCACCCAGCCCUGCUGCAAACGCUGCCGUGGCCCCUCCCCCACCCCCGGCCAGCGCCCCCCAGCCCCGCCCCCCCAGCGCCCCCCAGCCGGGAAACAGAACGGGGGGGCCACCAGAGUAUUUUUGGUUGGUUUUGUGUAUUUCGGGCUGGUUUUGGCUGGUUUUGUGUAGUUUUAGCUGUUUCUGUGUAUUUUUGGGCUGUUUUCAUGUGUUUUUGGGUGUUUUUGGGCUGUUUUGGGGUGUUUUUGGCUGUUUUUGGGCUGUUGUGACCCCUCUCUCCCCUCCCCCAGGUUACAGCUCGGUGGUCGCCGACAGCUCCUCGGAGCCGGGGCUGGGGGGGGCCGGACCCCAACCCCCCCUGGGGCAACCCCCGGGCCACAACCCCCCCAACAGCGCCCCGAAGGAGCCGGGGCUGGCCCAGCCCCCGCCGGCGGCGCUGGGGGCGGUGGGUGGGGGAGGGGCGGCCCUGCUGGGCCCCCCCCUCAAUCCCAACCCCCCCGGCUCCCCCACCCCCCCCUUCCCCGACUCCAAAGGGGGGGGAGGGGCCGCCCCCCCCCUCCUCAACGGCCCCCCCCAGUUCAGCUCCGCCCCCGACAUCAAGGCCCCGGAGCCCCUGAGCAGCCUCAAGUCGAUGGCGGAACGAGCGGCGCUGGGGGCGGCGCUGGAGGAGCCGGGACCCCCCCUGCACCUCCCCGAGCGCGAUCUGCUGUUGGCCCCCGGGGGGGCUCCCCCCAGCUCGGGGGGUUCGGGGCCGUCCCCGGGGGGUCCCGGGGGGUCCCUGGGCGAGGUCAGCAUCCCCCUGUCCCUGGGGGUCUGUCCCCUGGGACCCCUCCCCCUGCCCAAGGAGCAGCUGUACCAGCAGGCGCUGCAGGAGCCAGCCUGGCACCACAUGCCCCAUCCCUCGGACUCCGAGAGGAUCAGGCAGUACCUGCCCAGGAACCCCUGCCCCACCCCCCCCUACCACCACCAGCUGCCCCCGCCCCACUCGGACACCGUGGAGUUCUACCAGCGCCUCUCCACCGAGACCUUGUUCUUCAUCUUCUACUACCUGGAGGGCACCAAGGCUCAGUACCUGGCGGCCAAGGCGCUGAAGAAGCAAUCGUGGCGUUUCCACACCAAGUACAUGAUGUGGUUCCAGCGGCACGAGGAGCCCAAAACCAUCACGGACGAGUUCGAGCAGGGCACUUACAUUUAUUUCGACUACGAGAAGUGGGGGCAGCGCAAGAAGGAGGGAUUCACCUUCGAGUAUCGAUACCUGGAGGAUCGGGACCUGCAGUGACCCAAAAACCCCAAAAAACGCCCCAAAAACGGCCCCAAAAGCCCCCAAAAUUCAAAAAGAUUGGCCAGAGGUGGAGGAAAUGGCAAAAAACCCCGAAAAAAUGGCCCAAAAGUGAAAGAAAUGGUAAAAAAAAACCCAAAAUGGCCCAAAAGUGAAAGAUUUUGAACAAAAAAAAACCCAAAAAGUCACAGAAAUGGAAAAAAAAAAACCAAAAAGUCAAAGAAAUGGAAAAAAAACCUAAAAAUGGCCCAAAAGUGAAAGAAAUGGCAAAAAAAAAACCCCAAAAUUGCCCAAAAUUGAAAGAAAUGGUAAAAAAAAAACCCAAAAUUGACCAAAAGUGAAAGAAAUGGCAAAAAAAAACCCCAAAAUUGAAAGAAUUUGAACAAAAAA
Messenger RNA from Poecile atricapillus (Black-capped chickadee), 2673 nucleotides. It is a transcript of the gene CNOT3, whose product is annotated as CCR4-NOT transcription complex subunit 3. The record is from RefSeq and is a predicted model, not a curated record. Gene Ontology annotation, biological process: regulation of stem cell population maintenance; nuclear-transcribed mRNA poly(A) tail shortening; regulation of DNA-templated transcription. NCBI's taxonomy places the organism in Eukaryota, Metazoa, Chordata, Aves, Passeriformes, Paridae. Gene Ontology annotation, cellular component: P-body; CCR4-NOT core complex; nucleus.